Cuscuta campestris is the source of this 964-nucleotide messenger RNA. Lineage: Eukaryota; Viridiplantae; Streptophyta; Magnoliopsida; Solanales; Convolvulaceae. The record is from the annotation of a GenBank genome assembly.
CUUGUUUCCUCAAAUAUUACUAUUAAUUCUUUUUUGAGUGAAUUGUAACAUGUAUUUCAUCUAGCAUGCCUCUCUUUUGCAAUUCCAAUAUGGGUUCAUAAUGGCUAUCAGUUUUGUGUGUCAAGAAUUGAGAAUGGAGGUGGAGCAGGAAAUUAUCAAACUUUGGGAAUGAAACGGGCUCUUCUAGAAUAUGUCUGUGGGCUUCUCUCAUUUCCUGUAGAAUCUUCUCCCAUUGUUAGAGUUCAUUCAGACAUGCAAAUAUGCAAUAUUUCCCACGGGUUUCACAAACAUCAUGCUUGAAAAUUGAAUGAAUUUAUUUUGCAGGGUGUUCUAUUUGCCUACAUGUCUUUAUUUGCUGGAUCUGUUGUAGCUCUUGGAGUGAUAGUGUCUGCAAAACCAUUAGAUGAUUUAGGGUACAAGGGGUUGACUGUUGAUCAGAAUGUUGUUACCUCUCCUUAUGCAUCAUCUGUUUACCUUGGUUGGGCAGUGGCAUCUGCAAUUGCUUUAUUAGCUAGUGGCUUGCUGCCCAUCAUAUCAUGGUUUGUAACAUAUCGGUUUCCCCUCUCAUCUGGUAUUUCUAUUGGUGUAUUUGCAGGUAAUUGAUUCCUUCUCACUUUAAAGAAGUGUUCAGUGUCUCGUAUUUGAAAGUUGUGAGUUUGAGGGUUGAUCAAGUCCUGAUGAAGGAAGACUUCUUGGCUGCAUUGCUUCCACUGUUAUGCAUUUUUGCAGUCCUUUCACUUUCUUCUGGUUUAUUUAAAUGGAAAGAUGAUAACUGGAAGCUUUAUCGAGGUGCCUAUAUAUUCAUUAUUAUUGGUCUUCUUCUUCAGCUUGGUGCCAUUUCGGCCAUCAUAGUUACAGUGCAUCCUUGGAGGAUAGGAGCAACAUUUCUCUUAGUUCUCCUCCUUCUAGUUCUAGCUAUCGGUGCGAUUCAUUAUUGGGCCUCAAAUAAUUUCUAUCUGAAAAG